AUGGACGACGCGGACGACGGCGUGAGAGAGGCGACGUGCGCGGCGAUGGAGGUGGCGUCGGGGAAGAAACCGGGGUGCGUCGUGGAGGCGUGCGAGGUUGCGCGCGCGACGCACCGGAGCGGGACGUUCAUCGACCGCGUGGUAGCGAGGGCGAGCGGGGGGUCGAGGUAG
This is a messenger RNA of Micromonas pusilla CCMP1545, 171 nucleotides long. RefSeq lists its product as uncharacterized. NCBI's taxonomy places the organism in Eukaryota, Viridiplantae, Chlorophyta, Mamiellophyceae, Mamiellales, Mamiellaceae. The transcript has a single exon. Bases 1 to 171 code for a protein of 56 amino acids. The record is from RefSeq and is a predicted model, not a curated record.